CGUGUUUUCGUUUGCGUCCGCCAUUUUGUUUCGGUCUACGACAAGGAAGCAUACGGAACAGGGUUGUGUCUUCUUUCUACGCGAAUCUUUUUCAUUUUUUUAUAUUCCUGACUGGAUUGAAUUGCCAGAAGAACUACUACCAGCUGCACGCCCUGACGGGUCACCUGUGCUCUGUGUCCUCAGGGAAGGUUCUUUUGACCUUGAAAAGAAGCAGCCACUGGGUCUGAAGAGUGAUAUCAACCUGUUGGCAACCUGUUCCACCAGACACGCCAGGAUUAUUAUGACUAACCAUGGAGAUGACUGCUACUUCUUUUAUUAUUCCACCUGCACUAAAGGAGAUGCUUGUCCAUUUAGACACUGCGAAGCUGCGAUUGGAAAUGAGGUUGUCUGCAACCUGUGGGAGGAGGGCCGAUGUUUUCGCCCCGUCUGCAAGUUUCGCCACAUGAAAAUUACGCAUAACCGUAAAGAGAUCGCAUGUUACUGGGAGAACCAACCUGCGGGCUGUCAGAAGCCACACUGUGCCUUCUUUCAUGAGAAACCCCGCUGCAUCGAUGGACUUUUUGUUCCAGCAGACAAAGGUCUGAAGAAGAGUGAGGAAGUGCCCCCGGAGGAGCCGGUGCCCUCACAGCCCACUUUGCCCACAGCAGCCAACCCCCAGGUCAGAGGUGUUAAAAAGAGUGAAACACAGGAGCCAGUCCCAAGCCCUACACACCCCCCAGUGGUGAUCAACCCAGCUGAUGAUGAUGAAGAUGAAGAUGACCAGUUCUCAGAAGAAGGAGAGGUUGGAGUGUCUCCCAGAAAGCAACCAGGAGGGCCAAAAUCGGAUGGGUCUUUGAACUUUGGCGUCAGCACACUGGAGGAAAUCCGUCUCAGGAGAGCUCUAAAAGCAAGCAUGAAGAGGGCUAUAUAUCCUGGUGGUGAUACGUCUGCCAGUGGUGGGAAAGAAAAUUCAUUUAUGCAGACGAGAGAUGCUGUGGACUUUAGGUGCGGAGUCCCUCUGAGGAGGAGUCUGGCUGAGCGCCUUGGCAAAGUUAUGGAUGAGGAGGAACCUCCAGUACCUCAAAAAUCUUCAAAGCCUGUUAAGCAGAGACUUACAUUGCCAUCAGAUCUUAUUGCUGAAACACCAGUUGAAACGAGGUCCAAAAAACCAGAGCAAAUCCGAAUUAAAACAUUGGAAGAAAUUAAACUAGAAAAAGCUGCAAAAUCCCAGAACCCAAAAGAAGGUUCUGUUUCAGAAAUUGCCAUCACCAAAACAAUUAUAACCAAAAAUCCCAAAGGUCUCAAGAGAGCCAUCACUGUCAAAGACAACUCUAUUGGCAAUAUUCAAACCUUCUCAGAAAUGGUUCAUGCAAAGAAGAAAAGACAAGAAGAGAAUCUGAAACAAGACAAGCAUCCAAGUGAAAAGGGCAAAGACAAAAGCCAGGACAAAGCAGAGGCUGUCAGAUCCCAGGCAAAGGAGGUAAAGGAGAGUGGAGGUGAGAUCCGAGUGAAGACCCUGGAGGAGAUCCGGAGGGAGAAGGCAGCCCGACUACAGGCUCAAGAAGAGGUUCAACAGGUAACAACUGACCCCCAGGAGUCCAGUGCAAAGAAACCCCGCCUACUACGCCUCAGGAAAGCAGCUUCACAGAGCAAAGACAUCCCGCAGAAGAGUGAAGAUGUAACACAGAAACCAGAGAAGCCACCCAAGUCUACCCCUAAUCCACCUGAGUCUUCUAGUAACGGUAUUAAAGUGAAGACCUUUGAGGAGAUUAUGCGCGAGAAACGUCUUCGUAAGAACGACACUGAGGAGCCUGCCUCUUCAAGCAGCCAGACCAAAAACACAACUGAACAGCAAUCAUCAGAUUCUGUUGUCAAGAGAGAAGGUCCUGCUGUCAAGAGGGAAGAUCCUGCUAAAAUAAUGUUUACUCCAGACUCCUCAACUACCAAUGAUUCAGGUGUUCCCCAAACCAAGACCAGUCCUGCUAAAGUUUCUGCUCCUGUAAAAAACAAUGGCACAGUCUCCAAGGAGUCAGCAUCCAAGAACAUCACUCCAGAGAGACAGACUCAAGAGAAAGGAGCAGACACCAAAGGCAAAGUGAGACCCAAACUGAAUGUGAAGCCAUCUGUUGUGAAACCGAGUGUACAUCUAAAGCCUGGACAGAAGAGAAAAGCUCCAGAGCGCUCUGCUGUGGCUGCAGUCAAGCCCCUGAACAGCACCUCCAACAAGCCCAAGUCUGAGGCAGUCUGUGCAGACUCACAGAUGUUCUCGUCCACAUCCUCAGACAAUGCACAGAGUUCAGAAUUUCUCUACAACGCCGUCACCUCCUCUGACUCUUCGUGUAAACCCACUCCUGUGUCUCAGGUCCAAGAAGCCCUGGUCCCAGACGACUCUACAGUUAACCAAAGCCGUACACUGAAGAGCCCUCAGCCAAAGUCGCGUAGGACCAGUGGCUGUGAGCCGCAGUGGCUCCAGCAGCACUGCCCUGACAUCAACAGUGGACGACUUUGAUGAACUGAUCAGUGAGUUCACCACCGAUGACCCUCUGGAGGACGGCGUGGACCCCACCCUCGGAGAGGACGACCUGCUGCAGGAGCUGUCUGAGAUGAUUGACAGCUGAAGACUGAGGACUCUCACAUCGCUUUGAUAUUAUGACAUAAUGGUUAUUAAGAAGCCACCGUCUAUUAUUCAAGAUGCACUAAAUUCAUUUUAACAUAUGUAUUACAUUUAGUUUUUAAAUUAUGUUUUCAAUUUCCCAUCCUGUAGUCUGUUUCCAGAAUAAUCUGAUACAUUUGGACUAUUUUAUAUUCCCUUUGUUAUAUGACCCCUGCUUUCACUCUUGCGAAACUGGAUGUGGUGCUCAUAGAAGUGUCUGUGGACAUGCUCAGGUCUUCAUUGUGUAGAAUGUGAGUGCUUCAUAGCUGUGUAUACUGUGUAUGCAAAAUGAAACAUGAGAAAAUAAUGAACCGUGUAGCACUUCACUUGGCUUUGAUAUACACCUUAUUUAACUAUGAUUUCUCUGUGUCUGAUGUGACUGGCCCAAAUUGUUCUGACCGAAUUCGUUUUUACCUCUUAAAAACCUAUAUUAGACAGCUGAGGGACCCUUUCAAAUGGUGUAUGCAACUUGUCAUUAUUUUAAUGAUUAUUUUAUUGUUCAGUUUGUCUUUGGAUUUUAGUCAUAUGUGAUGUCUUAUCCUUAUGUUUUUAUAUUUACCUGAUUUCAGGUCUCCUGUAUUAGUGUAUUAUAAAAUUAUGUAAAUAAAAGAUUUUAAUGACA
Boleophthalmus pectinirostris (great blue-spotted mudskipper) is the source of this 3254-nucleotide messenger RNA. RefSeq names its product zinc finger CCCH-type containing 11A (gene zc3h11a). Gene Ontology annotation, molecular function: metal ion binding. Lineage: Eukaryota; Metazoa; Chordata; Actinopteri; Gobiiformes; Gobiidae. The transcript has 16 exons. The record is from RefSeq and is a predicted model, not a curated record. The coding region runs from base 281 to 2488 and encodes 735 amino acids.